AUGGAGAGAACGGACCAAUCGGCAGGACAACAGAUGGAGAGAGCAAGCCAGUUGGCGGGACAACAGAUGGAGAGAGCAAGCCAGUUGGCAGGAAAACAGAUGGGGAGAACAAACCAGUUGGCAGGACAACAGACGGGACCCAUACAGGGACCUUUACAGACUGAUCAACCAGACACUGACGACACUUCAGAGAGAGAGGAGGUGGCCGCCGCCCAGAACAUACUAGAUGUGACGGCCUGCGGAGUGAAAAGGAGGAGUGAAAAGAGACGUUUACAACAGCAGAGACGACGGCGAAAGAAGGGGAGAAGGGGGACGCAAAGACGAGAACACUUAAAGAUAGCCUUUUUGAACAUACAAGGUGGACGCCAGGAGAGGAAAUGGCUGGAAAUGACUGAAGUGUUACACAGUGAGAAAUUAGCAGCCUUCAUGGUGGUAGAGACUCAUUUACGUGAUGACGAAACUCCACCAACCAUCAACGGUUUUGCAUGGGAAGGGUUGAACAGAGUAGGAGGGGAACGAAGAGGGGGAGGAAUUGGUUUUCUGGGAUCAACAGCAAGGCCGUGGCGAAGAUUUAAACAAAAUUGCAGUGAGCAUAUGUGGAUUGAGACCACACUAAACAAAAGGAAACUAGCAAUAGCUGGUGUGUACUGGUGGACUGGUGCACAAGAAGAGAAAAAUAUCACUAUGGCCAAGUGCCUAGAGAGGGACAUAGAGGACCUCAAGAAAACGCAUGUGUCGUUUGAACACUUUUCGCAAACCAUAAAAAAAGAUGGACAAAGGUACGACGUAACCCUACCGUGGAAACGUGAUCCGGUUGGUUUCCUUGAAGACAACUAUACAGUUUCUCUGACUCGCCUUAAGAAGCUUGUUGCGCGCUUGAAGCGGACGGAAGGAUUGCUUCUUCGGUACGACGGCGUUAUAAGGGAAUACUUCAACCUCGGCCACGCAGAGGUCGUCGAUACUGAUGCCGAAAGCAAGGGCCCGGUCUACUACAUGCCACACUCCGCAGUCAUCCGAGAAGACCGCGCUACGACAAAAGUUAGGGUCGUCUUUGAUGCCUCAUCUCACGCCCCCCAGUGUCCGUCGUUGAAUGAGUGCUUGGACAAAGGCGUGAACUUGAACCCUGAUAUACUACAGCUGUUAAUCCGAUUCAGGAGUUUCAAGAUUGCGCUUACGGCUGACAUUGAAAAGGCCUUUCUUCAGGUUCAAGUUCGUGAAAAGGAUAGGGAUGUAUUCCGUUACAUUUGGUUUGAACAACAACCGGACUGUGGGAAAUACGUGGGUGACUCAGAAGGGCUCCAAACACUACGCAUGACAAGAGUACCCUUUGGAGCGACGUCCAGUCCGUUCCUUCUGUCAGCAACCAUUCAACAUCAUCUCAAUGGCAUCGACGGGAAUCUAAAGGCAACAGCCGAAAAGCUACGGAAGUCCUUUUAUGUCGAUGAUUUGGUCACUGGAGUCGAUUCGGAAGAAGAAGCAAGGAAACUGUAUGAAGACUCAAUGCUUAUAAUGAAAGCCGCUGGAAUGAACCUUCGUAAAUGGACGAGCAACAGCGUGAACUUACAAGUCAUGUUUGAUGGUGGGCUAUCCUGCGAGGCAACAUCAUCGGUAUCAGAGAUCUUGAGUCCACAACAGAUUCUGGGAGUGUCGUGGGAUAAGGCACGGGACUUCUUGCAAGUGUCCUUGAAGUCUUUGUUUACCUUCCUCCUGGAGACAGGCGACACAAAAAGGUUCGUCUUACAAGCCUCUUCUAGGGUCUUUGACCCCUUGGGAUUCAUGAGCCCGUUUACAAUACGCGUGAAGAGACUAUUUCAGCAACUCUGGAUCGAUGGAGUGGAUUGGGAUGCCAAACUUCCAGACCAAGCUCAGUUGGAAUGGAAGGCGUGGUGCACAGAAUUGCCCACUCUGCGUCUCGUCAGCGUGUGUCGACACGUCGGGAUAUACGCUUCGAACGGAGCCAGACACGUGACUCUUUAUGCUUUUUCAGACGCCAGCAUACAUGCGUACGGAGCAGUCGUGUACGCUUGCGCGAAAUCUCAAGAGCCACAUUCAGAUGUUAAUCUACUGGUGUCCAAGUCCAGGGUUGCCCCUGUGAAAGAACUCACACUUCCUAGGCUGGAGUUGAUGGGAGCGCUCGUGGCUACAAGGCUCGUCAACUAUGUUCGAACAGCCUUAGAGGACUGCGUAGUUGAAUGCCAUUACUGGACGGAUUCGACGAUUGUGCUCGCUUGGAUCCGUCACCACCCGUCCCGUUGGAAUCCUUUCGUAGCCCAUCGAGUUUCAGAAAUACGCACAUUAAGCGAUCCUGAUAUGUGGAAGCAUUGUGUCGGUGAAGACAAUCCCGCAGAUUUGAUAACCAGAGGUAUCUCGGCACAUCGCUUGGUGGAGGAGGAUCUUUGGUGGCACGGUCCAAAAUGGCUGAAGGAUGAUCCUUCUGAGUGGCCAAAUGCCAAUGGUUUCAACGACACUGACGUAGAGUUGAGAAAAUCUUCCGCAGGGAAACAAAACGAACUCGUUCUCCAAGUCACUUCGCAAUCCGUCGAAGCUAUUAUAGAUGUCCAGAGGUUUAGUUCGUUGGACCGGCUUUUGAGAGUGACCGCCUACGUCCUCCGUUUUACGUCAAACUGCAGGAACCUAAAUCAGAAGUUAGAGGGACCUCUUUCUACGAACGAGCUGCACGAAGCGAAGUUUUAUUGGGUCCGCGUUGUACAGCAUGAAGUCUACGACCUCAAGAAAGGGAAAAACAAUUGA
Molecule: messenger RNA, 2751 nt
Organism: Ornithodoros turicata
Lineage: Eukaryota; Metazoa; Arthropoda; Arachnida; Ixodida; Argasidae
Exons: 1
Coding region: 1-2751 (916 amino acids)
Source: RefSeq, a predicted model, not a curated record